AUUAGAAAAAAAACUAAUGUUUACAUGGCGGCGAGGGAUGGUUUGCUGUUCUGAAUAUAUAUUAGUUUUUAGAAUUCAUUUUGAAGACCAACUGAGUAGUCCAAAAAAAAGUAAAUAAUUAAAUUCAAUUAGUACUAUCUUAUAGGUAUUGGAUCCAGCAUCCAGCUAACAUGGGAAUGUCACGGUGUUAUUCUUUGAUGAAAUGCUUGCUGAUACUUUUCAACAUAAUAUUUUUGUGCGUGGGCGCGGGCGCGUGCGGGUUCGCGGCGUGGGCGCUGUGGGACGGCGGCGCGCACGAGGCGGCGGCGGCGCGCGCCGGGCUGUGCGCGCUGCUGGGCUGGGGGCUGGCGCUGGCGCUGGGCGCGCUGGCGGCGCUGGCGGGCGCGGCGCGCGGCUCGGGCGCGCUGCUGGCGGCCGCCGUGGCGCUGCUGGCGCUGACGGCCGUGGCCGAGGCGGCGGCGGCGUGGUGGGGCGCCGCGCACCUGCCGCAGCUGCGCCUGGCGCUGCUGCAGCGCCUGGACCACACCGUGCGCGCCGACUACGGCGUCAUUCACGCUCGCACGCAGCUCGUGGACGCCAUUCAGCAUGGGCUGGAGUGCUGCGGCGCGGGCGACGCGCGCGACUGGCAGGGCUCGGCGUGGGCGCGCGCCGGCGCCGCGCCGCUGGACCUGUCCGUGUCCGCGCCCGCCGCCUACUACUACGUGCCGGCCUCCUGCUGCGCCACGGAGGACGCGGCGGAGUGCGCGCGCGCGCGGCGCGUGCCGUGGGCGUCGGGCGGCGCGCGCGGGCUGCACGCGGCGGCGUGCGGGCCGCGCGUGCUGGCGGCGCUGGAGCGCGCGGCGCGGGCGCCGCUGCUGGCGGGCGCGGCGCUGCUGGCGGCGCACGCGGCGGCGCUGCUGCUGGCGGGCGCGCUGGCCGUGCGCGCGCAGCCCGACCACCGCUACAAGGCCUAAGGAGCCGCGUCGCCGGCGUUCACCACUGAUCGACCUUUCGAUUCGAAUUACGCGUCGACGUCCCUCUGCUGAUUUUCCUAUACGGUCUCCGAUUCUCCGCUUCGCCCGAGAGGACGAAAACGGAUAAAGGUUACCGUAUCCGUAAAAUAUAAUUUACUAUCAUAAAUAUUAAAUUCUAUUAGAAACUGAAGCUGUCCAAUGAAAAAUUAAAUAAAAAUACCAUCAUACCAUCGCCGAGAGGAUGAUGUGAUAAGGAAAUUCUGAAAGCGAUGUAGGCUGAUUUGAAUUGAACAAUGAACAGUGGUUAACUUGACGCGAGCACACGCCCACCGCAGUGUUCCGGCGCAGCAGCCCCUGUGGGUUGGAGAUCAAUAAUAUUGCUGCGCUAAUGUUUUUCUAUAGUUCAUUUUUUGAUCAACAUCAAGUGUGGUGACACUUACCUGGUGGAUUAUCAAUACAAAAACACAAAUACAAUAUUACUUAAAAAUUAAUCUCUAAGGAAUAAGAAUGAAAUUAAAGCUAGAUUAGAUAUUAAAAUAGAUAAAAAUAAAAUUACUCAGCUCAAGAUUUCCGCUUUGUGACGCCGCGCAGGCAUCAGUACUACUACUACUACUUAUGACGGCGUCAUAAAGCGGAAAUCUUAAGCUACGUAAUUUUAUCUAUUUUAAUAUUUAAUUAUGGAUUUCCGCAAAGUAACGCCUGAUAUUAUAACUAAUUAUAUGAAAUGAAAGUACCUUAUUGAAAUAAUAAUUUUACUGUCUGAUAUUAUUGUAUCAAUUUAAAUAUAUGUUUUUAAGAUUAAACUAUAUUGAACCAUGACGUAGUUGUGCCAUAACAUUUUAUUUAAUAUAAGAAAAUAGUUUAAAAUUCGCUAACUCAAAUUAGUUUAACAUUCCGCACUGGACUACAAAACGCAUUUAUUUUGUGAUUUGAAUGAAGUACAUUCUUUUCAAGACUGACGUGAUUAGAAAAAAACAUUAGUUUGAUUGGCACAUUUUUAAAAGCACUUGAUAAAUGAAGAUAAUUAACGAAAAGUUCUAUAACUAAUAAAAUAAACUUUCUUCUUUAAAUUUUUCGGACGGUAAAUAAUAGUACAUACAUUAAAUUUAAGUUAUGUAACAUAAACACCAAGUGCGCCGCUAGAUAAUAAUAAACACAUACAGCAUAUUUCGGUUUAUUUUGGAGUAAUUCGAUUGCAAAUGAGAGAGUAACAGGCCCCUUAAUAUUUCAUAUUUACUUAUGUCGCGUUUUAUUUUUAUGUUAUUGAAAAGUUUAUAUUUGCCAGAAUCAAUACUAAUUAAAAUUUAUUAAAGUUUGUAACUUUGUACCUAUGCAUAAAUGUUUACAAAUACACAAAUUAUACAUAUGAUUGUAUUAAAAAUAGGCUAAGAUAGAAACGUAACCAAAUGUGUGUUAGAAGUUGUAAGCUUAUAACUCUAUUCAUUUAUCAAAAAAUAUUAUAUAUUUUUUUAUAACAAGCAAGUUGGUGUCGAGCUUCCACAGUGCCACUAUUUACUGGGUCUAAAUACGUUCAUCAACAGUGAUCCUUAUAAUGAUAUCAAAGAGUUACCUUCUUGUUCAUUCACUUUCUACAUAAUCAUUUCAUAUCUACGUGUUGAAUGUUAUUAUUGAUUGAAAAUGUUAUUGCCACUGUUAGCUUUAUGAUGAUGUAAUAAUUUAGUAGUCUGAUAUCUUGUUGAAUAGACUUACUGUAGGUAGGUAGUUACCAGUACAUAAAUUAAUAUUAAAUUAUUUAUUACAAACAUGUAUUAAUUUGGUUUCAAACUGGACUAAAUUCUAACAUACUAACAUUAUAGUGUAAACUCUAUAACGACACUUAAGGAACUGAGCAUUUUUCGACGUUAUAGAGUAUAGAGUGAUAGUUAAAUCUUGUAACCUUAUAAAGAUUUAUUGUCAACUUUAAAGAAAGGAAAACGCAUUUAUUGAGUACCUAUUCUUCCUCCGAGUCGCCAGUUGAGUAUAAGUACUAGUACUAGGUACGUACAUAAUUACGUGUUCUACUAAUUUAAAAAAUAUAUGUAUAGCUGUACCUACCUGUAAUUCCUGUAAAUAAAUAUCUCACACUUAAGAAUUUAUACAAAAUGUUCAAUCAUAAAUUUCGUUCUCCUUUUAUCUGUAAAGUUUGCUUUGAGUAUAUGUAAUACUCUUCUACUAUAAUCUUUGUAACUUUUCGUUUCCUCCCAAACAAAUAAU
Messenger RNA from Ostrinia furnacalis (Asian corn borer), 3167 nucleotides. RefSeq names its product tetraspanin-1. Gene Ontology annotation, cellular component: plasma membrane. The record is from RefSeq and is a predicted model, not a curated record. The coding region runs from base 171 to 953 and encodes 260 amino acids. Lineage: Eukaryota; Metazoa; Arthropoda; Insecta; Lepidoptera; Crambidae. The transcript is spliced from 4 exons.